AUGGAAGGAAUCUCCACAUAUACCAAGCCAACAGCCGAAGGCCAGGUUAAGCGCGAGCUUAAACCUCGACAUAUAUCUAUGAUUGCCCUUGGUGGGACAAUUGGCACUGGACUUUUUAUUGGGACAGGCUCUGCACUCAAGGAUGCUGGGCCUGUUGGAUCAAUAAUUGCAUACGUAUUUAUGUCUACCAUUGUGUACUCGAUUGCACAGUCGAUUGGCGAGAUGGCUACAUUCAUCCCCAUCACUGGAUCAUUUACAGUUUUUUGUACAAGGUUUGUGUCGCCCGCAAUUGGUGCGGCCAUUGGAUGGAUGUACUGGUUUUCCUGGGCAGUGACUUUUGCUAUUGAACUUUCGAUUGUAGGCAAGGUAAUUGAGUACUGGACUGAUAUAGUCCCUCUAGCGGCAUGGAUUGCUAUUUUUUUCACAGUUUUCACAGCUGUUAAUUUUUUCCCAGUUAAAAUCUAUGGAGAGGUUGAGUUUUGGGCAGCUUCCAUUAAAGUGAUUGCUGUUGUUGGGUGGCUCAUUUAUGCACUCUGCAUGAUGUGUGGUGCAAGCAAAAUUCAAGGACCUAUUGGGUUUAAAUACUGGGGGAACCCUGGGGCUUGGGGCCCUGGAAUUUUAACUAGUAAUAUUUUUGGUGGUCGAAUCCUGGGUUUCCUUUCAGCUCUUAUUAAUGCAGCAUUUACAUUUCAGGGGACUGAGCUUGUAGGUAUUACAGCAGGUGAAUGUGCAAAUCCUCGCAAAGCCGUCCCGCGAGCCAUUAACCGUGUUUUUUUCCGUAUUGUUGUUUUUUUCCUUGGUUCUAUUUUUUUCAUGGGAAUUCUUGUUCCUUAUAAUGAUCGAAAGUUGGUUUCAAAUUCGUCUUUUACUUCCUCGUCACCUUUUGUCAUUGCUAUUAUUAAUUGUGGCACGUCUGUGCUUGGUCACAUUUUCAAUGCUGUUAUUUUGACCACCAUUUUGUCUGCCGGUAACUCUAACGUGUACAUUGGGUCACGAUUACUUUAUGCCUUGGGAUCUGCGCAUGUGGGGCCACGAUUUUUGACACGCACUACAGAAAAUGGUGUACCUUGGGUUGGCGUUCUCUUCACUUCAGUUUUUGGACUUUUGGGUUUUUUGUCAGUUUCAUCUGGAUCACAGCAGGCGUUUGAAUGGCUAGUAAAUGUGUCUACAGUUGCUGGUCUUUUAUCUUGGGCUGCUAUUUCAUUUUCACAUAUUCGAUUUAUCAAGGCUCUUGAUACACAAGAAGAUUUUUGCCGUGAUGAUUUGCCUUUUAAGGCUAGUGGAGGAAUCUGGUAUGCUUGGUAUGCCUUUGUAUGUGUGUGUAUUAUUGUAGUGAUUCAAGGGUUUACUUGUUUUUGGGAUUUCACUGCGGCUUCGUUUUUGACUGCAUACAUUUCGCUCUUUAUUUUUGUGAUUCUCUUUGUGGUGUUUCAGUUUUUUGUGUUUUGUGGACCUCUACUGAUUAAGCCUGAAGAUAUUGAUAUUAUGAAUGAUUGUUAUUGUCAAGAAGAACUAAAUGUUCCAGUUGAGAAAAAGGGGAAAUUGUCUUGGUAUGAACGUGUCUUGGAUGCUAUUUUUUAA
This is a messenger RNA of Magnusiomyces paraingens, 1581 nucleotides long. RefSeq lists its product as uncharacterized. Gene Ontology annotation, biological process: amino acid transmembrane transport. The transcript has a single exon. Gene Ontology annotation, cellular component: membrane. The record is from RefSeq and is a predicted model, not a curated record. NCBI's taxonomy places the organism in Eukaryota, Fungi, Ascomycota, Dipodascomycetes, Dipodascales, Dipodascaceae. Bases 1 to 1581 code for a protein of 526 amino acids. Gene Ontology annotation, molecular function: amino acid transmembrane transporter activity.